GCGGCGGUGCUCUCGGCGAUCCUCGUUAACCCUCUUGAUGUCGCAAAGACGAGGUUGCAGGCGCAGGCGGCUGGAGUGUUGUAUAAUUCUUCUCAGAAUCAGUUUGGGAGACAUAUGGCAUCUCUUGGCCCUAAUACGCUUUUCUCAGAUUUCAGAUGCUCUCCUUCGUGCACCCGUGCUGGAAUAUUUGGUACCGCAACGUUAUGUCCUCCGGAUUGUUUCAAGUACAAGGGAACGCUUGAUGUUUUCUACAAAAUCGUUAGACAAGAAGGACUAGGGAGAUUAUGGAGAGGCACUAAUGCCGGGUUGGCCUUAGCUGUACCAACUGUGGGAAUAUAUUUACCUUGUUAUGAUAUCUUUCGCAAUUGGAUUGAAGAUUUCACAUCGGCCAAUACUCCUAGUUUGACACCAUAUGUUCCGCUAGUGGCAGGAUCAGUAGCACGAUCAUUAGCUUGUAUCACUUGUUAUCCUAUUGAGUUGGCCAGGACACGUAUGCAGGCGUUUAAAGAGUUACGUGAUGGAGUCAAGCCCCCUGGCAUCAUAAAAACAUUGGGUGGUGUUCUAUCACCUGUUAGUAGUACAGUGAGUCAACAAAGCGCACAAAGCUAUCGUUUCCUGUGGAUGGGUGUGGGAGCUCAACUUGCUCGUGAUGUUCCUUUUUCUGCUAUCUGCUGGUCAACUCUUGAACCGAUCCGACGUAGACUACUUACACUAGUUGGUGAAGAAGGCAAUGCAGCUAGUAUCUUAGGGGCAAAUUUCUCAGCCGGUUUUGUUGCUGGUAGCAUUGCUGCUGCUGCAACGUGUCCUCUUGAUGUAGCAAAAACCCGAAGACAGAUUGAGAAGGAUCCGGAGAAGGCACUGAAAAUGACAACGAGGCAAACGUUAGUACAGAUUUGGAGGGAUGGAAGGUUAAAGGGACUUUUCACAGGUGUAGGUCCGCGUGUUGGGCGUGCGGGCCCAUCGGUCGGAAUUGUCGUCUCCUUCUAUGAAGUAGUCAAGUAUGUUUUGCAUCAAAGACAUUCAAGUUCGUAGAGAGACAUCAAGCUUGGUCCUUACGUCAAUUAGUUAGCUCAGCACGCCAAGGCUGUGCUUUGUUGUGGAUUGCACGUCCUUUUUUUUUCCGCCUCAGAUGAACUCUCUUUGUAGAGAACUAAAGGCAAUCGCCCAAUUUUGAUAUCUAUCGAGAUUUAGAGGACCGUAGAUAUCAUAAGCUAUAGCUUGAUGUCUAUGGAGAUUUUAGGUCUACAACUUUCCGAAAUUGUACCCAAUUUUGUUAGAAAAAUAAGAACACACAUUUCACGGAAUUUGGACUCCUACCUUGAUUUUAAGUCUAACAAAACGCCUGUUUAAUUUGUACUGCAUUCAUAUAUAGUUGCUUCAUCAGGUAUGAGCAGCGCGAUGUUAAUUCU
Molecule: messenger RNA, 1409 nt
Organism: Asparagus officinalis (garden asparagus)
Lineage: Eukaryota; Viridiplantae; Streptophyta; Magnoliopsida; Asparagales; Asparagaceae
Product: mitochondrial carrier protein MTM1
Exons: 10
Biological process (GO): mitochondrial transmembrane transport
Source: RefSeq, a predicted model, not a curated record